Molecule: messenger RNA, 681 nt
Organism: Schistosoma rodhaini
Lineage: Eukaryota; Metazoa; Platyhelminthes; Trematoda; Strigeidida; Schistosomatidae
Source: the annotation of a GenBank genome assembly
UUUGACAAUAAAACAAAUGAAAUGACAGUUAAGUAUAAUGUUGAUCUCACAAAAUACUGAAAGUAGAAAGUUUAAUAUUUCAGUAGAAUGAUUCAUGACAUUUCAUUGACAUUGAACAACAAACAUGGAGAAAGUGUUAACAAUGGAUCACUCAAACUAUAUAAGGUGAAAGAAUUUCACGUCGUAACAGAACACGAUUCCAGUCAACAAACACAAUGCAUAUGCAAUAUCUGUUCGUCAUUUUCCUGAUAACCCUGGAUGCGAUUUCAUCUCAAGGCCACCACGGUCUUUCUGAAGAAGAAUUACAAAAAUUUGAAGAAAUAAAAGCAACAAAAGAAUUUCAAAAAGCCAAAGAAAAAGUUAUAGAUUCAUUAUCAGAUAGAAUUGAUAAAUUUGUUCUGGAACAAUUUCGUAAAAAUCAAUAAACCUAUUUAGGGGGGCAAUUAAACUAAUAAUAAUAAACUAAUAAUUCAUAUCUCAUGUCAAUAAUUGUUUGUUUGUUUAUUUUUUAUUAAAAUAUUAAAAUUUUAUUACCGUUUGAAAAUUAUUAUAAUAUAGGCAUGUGUUUUAUUCUAUAUUUAACAUUUAUCUGCUUGAUAUCCCCCGAUUUAUCAUUAGAAGCGCAUACCCAAAUACCUAUUUCUAACGUGAAAGCUCUUCAAAACACUGUUAAAAUUAAAA